This is a messenger RNA of Prorocentrum cordatum, 839 nucleotides long. The record is from the annotation of a GenBank genome assembly. Lineage: Eukaryota; Dinophyceae; Prorocentrales; Prorocentraceae.
AGGCGCACCGACGAGGACCAGCGCCGCGCCCUGCAGCUGGAGGAGGAGCUGAGGCGGGCGCAGCAGAACUCCGCGCGCACGGCCCAGGCCGAUCUGGUGGAGCAGGAGAACCGCCGUCUGGCCGCACGCGUCCGCGACCUGGAGGCGCGGACCAAGGAGCUGCAGAGCGCGGAGGAGGCGAGCAGGGCGCAGACCCCGCAGACGCAGGCGGCACUGGAGCUGCGGCUGCGCGAGAAGGAGGAGCAGUGGGAGAAGGAGAAGAGAGAGCUGGAGGCCCGGUGCGACGAGCUCAAGAAGCUGCACAAGGAGCUGCUCUCCAGGCAGCAGGCGCCGGAGAAGGAGCUCGGGGCGCGCCUGGAGAAGGUGCAGGAGGAGCUGAAGCAGCGCACCGCGGAGGCGGGUGCCGCGGAGGGCCUGAAGAAGGACAAAGAGGAUCUCCAGAGGAGGCUCGCCGAUGCCACCAGGCACGUGCAGGGGCUGACCAGGGAGCGGCAGCAGCUGGAGGAACAAGUUGCCAAGAAGGAGCAGGGCAUCAAGUCAGCGGAGGCCCUGAAAGAGCUGCGCAACAGAAAAAUCACUGAGAUGGAGGAGGAGCAUGGCAGGCGCGUGGCGGAGCUCGCCGGCGAGCGCGACCGCCUCCAGCAGGAGCUGCAGCAGAGGCCGGCGGCGGAGAGCGCCGCGGCCGCGAAGCGGGCCGAGGAGGAGCUGAAGCUCUGCCGCCGGCAGGCCGACCGAGGGCUCGCGCUGGCCGCCGACUACCAGCGAGCCGUCGAGGUGCUGCUCGCGAAGGACGCCGCGUCGCGCCGCGGCGCCCCCGUGCCGCAGCCGCCCUCGCAGGC